Molecule: messenger RNA, 3473 nt
Organism: Anarrhichthys ocellatus (wolf-eel)
Lineage: Eukaryota; Metazoa; Chordata; Actinopteri; Perciformes; Anarhichadidae
Product: neurotrypsin
Exons: 14
Coding region: 207-2708 (833 amino acids)
Biological process (GO): proteolysis
Cellular component (GO): membrane
Molecular function (GO): serine-type endopeptidase activity
Source: RefSeq, a predicted model, not a curated record
AGAGAGAGAGAGAGUCUUUCCUCGCCAACAGCGCGUCAUUUUUAGCUUCAGAGCGGGUUGGAUGUCUGGACGUGAGUUCAGAACGGAGCAGACCAUAGCCGGUGUCUCUGAAUGUGUUUACCCGUCAACUAGCUAUCUGUCGGAGGGGAACACUUCUCAGGAGGCGGGGGAAGCCGGUGAAGGUGUAUGUGGAGGGCGUGGAGGAGAUGGUUCCUACAGCAGGAUGGACCGGGUUCGUGUCCCGCUGCUGUCUGCUCUUAACCCUGUGCGUGUCUGCAGAGGUCACUGAAGGUGGACACUUGGAUAUUGUGCAGAGUGCAGUUCACCUCUACUGUUCAGAAGGAUUUACAGAACUGGGCUACUAUAACGGCUCCGUUUCCCACACGGACUCAGGCUCUGCCUGCCUGAAGUGGACAGACUUCCCAGACUACAUGCGGCAGUACCCGGGCCGAGGCCUGGGGGACCACAGCUUCUGCCGAAACCCAGACCGAGAGGUCAACCCCUGGUGCUUCAUCAGGCAGAGCUCCGGUGCCAUUGGCUGGGCCUACUGCGACUGCCAUCAGGGUGCAGCCAGAUUGGCAGGGGGGUCAUCAGGCAACAGCGGGCGUCUGGAGGUCUAUCUGAAUGGCCAGUGGGGGACAGUAUGUGACACACACUGGACCGACCGUGAUGCCAGCGUCAUAUGCAGACAGCUCGGACUGGGUGAGUUCGGGACAGCCCUGCAGCAUUCUUACUUCGGCCCGGGUUCUGUCUUCCACUAUGAGCGUCUGGGUUGCCGUGGAAAUGAGAAUUCCCUACUUGAGUGUCGGAGCAGGAAGUUUGUGACCAGCGAUUGCAACCAUGGCAAUGAGGCAGGGCUGGUUUGUGCUGAACCUGAAGGUACUGGCAUCCCCCUGAGGCUGGUGGGAGGCCUGGAGGACUUUGAGGGCCGUGUCGAGGUGUACCGUGACAGCCAGUGGGGAACCAUUUGUGAUGACCGGUGGGAUGACACUGAUGCUGAGGUGGUGUGCCGACAGUUGGGCCUGGGGGGCGUGGCCAAGGCAUGGACAUGGGCCCACUUCGGCCAGGGUGUUGGUCCCAUCUUCCUGGAUGGGGUUCAGUGUUCAGGCAAUGAACUCUCUCUAGAGGAGUGUCCUCAUAACAUCUGGGAGCAACACAACUGUGACCACAUGGAGGACGCAGGAGUGUCUUGCAACCCAUACACAGCAGACGGUGCAGUUCGUCUGAUGGGAGCAGACAGUCACUGGGAGGGCCGCGUGGAGAUUUACCACCAGGGAGAAUGGGGCACUGUGUGUGACGACAACUGGACUGAGCUCAACGCCCAGGUAGUGUGUAGACAGCUGGGCUUCAGGGGUCGAGCGAAGGUGGCUCCUGACGGGGUGUAUGAAGGUCGCGGGCUGAUCCUGCUGGACGAGGUGCAGUGUCGGGGAACAGAGGCCAAUUUACUGGCCUGCAGCCACUCUGAGUUCGGCCAACAUGACUGCUCCCACAGUGAGGAUGUAGGUGUCCUCUGUGAGGGGGGAGCUGAUACCAAUGAGAUACCAGGCCUUCUGACUCCUAUUGGCCCUCUGGUGCGUUUGGUUGCUGGAGAGAGCAGGAAGGAGGGCAGAGUGGAGGUCUUCAUUAACGGCCAGUGGGGAAGCGUGUGUGAUGAUGACUGGAAUGAUGUCAAUGCAGCUGUGGUUUGCCGACAGCUGGGAUUCACCGGUGUGGCUAAAGCUCGAUCCAUGGCGUACUUUGGGGAGGGUCAAGGUCCCAUCCAUCUGGACAACGUCCGAUGCUCGGGCACUGAGGUGUCCUUAGGCCAAUGUCCGGCUGUGGGUCAAGACAGUCAGGACUGUCGCCACAGUGAGGAUGCAGGCGUCAUCUGUGACUACACUCUGGAUCCCGUGGGAGAUGCUGCUGUGGCAAUGCAGACCUGUGGCACGAGACGCAAUAACCAGCGCCGCCGACGCCGGAUCAUAGGAGGAGAUAAGUCACUGAGGGGUGAGUGGCCCUGGCAGGUGUCUCUGUGGCUCAGGUCUCAGUCUAAAGGAAGUCAUCCUCUGUGUGGAGCGUCACUCAUCAACCCCUGCUGGGUUGUGACCGCCGCCCACUGCUUCAAGAGGUUUGGCAGAGACCCAACCCGCUACCUGUUGCGCUUGGGUGACUACCAUACUGAGGAGCAGGAUGACUUUGAACGCACCCUGUCACCCGAACGCAUCGUUAUCCACAGGAAAUACCACAGUCAGGGCUGGGAGUAUGACAUCGCCCUGCUGCGGCUCAAAGGCACAGAGGGCAACUGUGUUGCAUUCAACCCUCACACUGGCGCCGUGUGUCUGCCAGAGCCGGGUAACAAGUGGGAGAAGAAGCCGGCUGCCUGUGUGAUCACUGGCUGGGGCAUCACAGACUCAGAGUACUCCCGGACGCUGCUCCAGGCCUGGGUCCCCCUGCUCCCAGCCUGGAAGUGUAAGAGGCGUUACAAUGACCGCUUCACCAGCCGCAUGCUGUGUGCUGGCAGCCUGUCGGAGCGCCACCGUGUGGACAGUUGCCAGGGUGACAGUGGGGGUCCGCUGGUUUGCCAAGGGGAAGGGGGCCGUUGGGUACUGACAGGAGUCAUCUCCUGGGGUCACGGCUGUGGUAACCCCUCAUUCCCUGGAGUGUACACACGUGUUAGCAGGUUUCUGAGAUGGAUUGACAAGGUCAUCAACAAGCCCUUCAAAACCUGAUGAUGGAGAAUAAAACCGUUUUUUACAUUUUCCUGUGAGUUCACCUCAUCAGUAAAGUUCACACUUCUCUUUACUGACUCGCAGCUCAGAGCAACAGGAUCAAGUGUAGGACCAACAGAAACACUUUGUCACUCAGAACACGAUGACCUACACAAACACUAACAAGUAGCAUCACAACAUGUAUCACUGUUGUAGUGAAGCGUCAUUUAUAUAUACAUUUAUGUAAAUUAUUCAGCAUAAACCAAGACUCCACUACAACGAAAAUAUGGACGCUUGUUUAUUGCAUGACUUGGGCUUCUUCACAGUAUGUGUCACAGAUGCUCUAAUAUGCUUCAAUUAGCUGCUUUGUAUACGUAAUAAUAAUUCCAUUUUAUUAAUAAUUAUUCAUAGUAAUUCCAAGUGCAGAAAAUUAAACUAAUUAAUUCCAAUAUUUCAAUACAACAUUUUACAUAUUCAGUUAGUAUAGGACAGCCACAGAUGUAGAAAUACCAGCCUGCUCUCCUAAAAUAUACGUUCCCAUACAACUGGAAGGAGGCCGUCAAGCUGACACAGCAGACAGGUACCACAUGGCCAGAAGGGCUUCAGCUUCAAAACAAACUGGAUCAUCAGUUACAUUUGGGGAGAAUGUUUUUUCUGUUUGUUUCUGACGUUUUGUUUUUGAUCACAAAUACGUUUAAUCAAAGUCCAGAUACAUUCACACAGAGAGGAGGUUGUGUGAAUGGGUCAAAUACAGGACUUUCACCCAGUAGACUUAUGUUCAUAUCC